GUGACAAUACAUUGGCAAAAUAAAGCAUAGUGUGUGCAUUUCGGCACGCGACAAAACUGCAACUUAUAAAAGCCCGAGCCGCAGUAUUACAUUGAUUAGAACCUCUUUCGAACUCGACCACGUAGGCAUCUUCGGGCCACAUCAUCCUUCGACGAUUCCAGUUUAGUACUCCAUCCAUAGAACCCCAGCCUCGAACCAGCUCAAGAUGCCUAAGCCACCAGUACAAGUUGGUGACGAUCCCGAUCCAUCCGAAUGGUUGUACAUUUCGGAGGAAAUGCGACGUAUCGAUCAGAGCAAGCCGUACGAUGGCAAGAAGGAUUGCUGGGUUCCCGAUGAUGCCGAAGGCUACGUUCAGGGUGAAAUCAAAGCCACCAAGGGCGAACUGGUCACCGUUGCUCUACCCAACGGCGAGACCAAAGAUUUCAAGAAGGAUCUAGUAGGCCAGGUGAAUCCACCCAAGUACGAGAAAUGCGAGGACAUGUCCAAUUUGACCUACCUCAACGAUGCCUCCGUUCUGCACAACUUGAGAGAACGCUACAGAGCCAGGCUUAUCUAUACGUACUCCGGACUGUUCUGUAUUGUCAUCAACCCUUACAAACGUUGGCCCCUGUACACACUGCGCGUCGCCAAGAUGUACCGAGGCAAGCGACGUAACGAAAUUCCGCCCCAUUUGUUUGCGGUUUCCGACGGUGCUUACGUCAACAUGCUAACCAACAAGGAGAACCAAUCUAUGUUGAUUACCGGCGAAUCUGGUGCCGGAAAGACAGAAAACACGAAGAAAGUCAUUGCGUACUUUGCCACGAUUGGUGCGAGCAAAAAAGACACGGAGGGCAAACCAUCGCUAGAGGACCAAGUCGUUCAGACCAAUCCUGUACUUGAGGCCUACGGUAACGCCAAGACUGUGCGUAAUGAUAACUCGUCUCGUUUCGGUAAAUUUAUUCGUAUUCACUUCACUGCAUCUGGUAAAUUGGCUGGUGCUGACAUUGAGACAUAUCUGCUAGAGAAGGCUCGUGUCAUUUCGCAGCAGACUUUGGAGCGUUCUUACCACAUCUUCUAUCAGAUGAUGUCCGGAUCUGUUAAAGGAUUGAAAGAAAUGUGCUUCUUGUCCAACGAUAUCUACGAUUACUACAACGUAUCACAGGGUAAAAUUACAAUCCCAAAUGUUGAUGACGGUGAGGAAUGUAGACUGACAGAUGUGGCGUUCGAUGUGCUGGGCUUCACCCAGGAAGAGAAGGACAACAUCUACAAAAUCACGGCUGCCGUCAUGCACAUGGGAGGUAUGAAGUUCAAGCAGAAGGGUCGUGAGGAGCAAGCGGAAGCCGACGGUACGGACGAGGGUGACCGAGUUGCCAAACUGCUGGGUUGCGUUACUGAGGAUCUGUACAAGAACUUGCUGAAACCGCGUAUCAAAGUCGGUACUGAGUACGUCACGAAGGGCCAGAACAAAGAUCAGGUCUCGAACGCCGUUGGUGCCCUUUGCAAGGGUAUUUUUGAUCGUCUGUUCAAAUGGCUGGUCAAGAAGUGUAACGAAACGUUGGACACGAAGCAGAAACGUGCGCAGUUCAUCGGUGUACUGGAUAUUGCUGGUUUUGAAAUUUUCGAUUUCAACGGAUUUGAACAGCUGUGUAUUAACUUCACAAACGAGAAACUGCAACAGUUCUUCAACCAUCACAUGUUUGUCCUGGAACAGGAAGAGUACAAAAAGGAAGGUAUCAACUGGGCUUUCAUUGAUUUCGGUAUGGAUUUGCUAGCAUGUGUCGAACUGAUCGAAAAGCCUAUGGGUAUCCUCUCCAUUCUUGAAGAAGAAUCUAUGUUCCCGAAAGCUACCGAUCAAACAUUCGUUGAGAAGCUGAUUACCAACCAUUUAGGAAAGUCUCCCCCAUUCAUGAAACCGAGACCACCGAAGCCAGGUAUUCCAGCUGGCCACUUUGCCAUCGGUCAUUACGCUGGUGUCGUUUCGUACAACAUCACAGGCUGGCUAGAGAAGAACAAGGAUCCUCUGAACGAUACUGUCGUUGAACAGUUCAAAAAGGGAGAAAACAGCCUUCUGGUGGAAAUCUUCAGUGAAGCCCCACCAGCUGCUGCCGCAGAAGGUGCAGCACCUGCAAAGGGAGGCGGCCGCGGUAAAAAGGGUGCAGCUUUCGCUACAGUGUCGUCGGCUUACAAGGAGCAGCUGAACAAUUUGAUGACCACGCUAUGUUCGACCUCACCUCACUUUGUGCGUUGUAUCAUUCCCAAUGAAUUGAAACAGACUGGCCUAAUCGAUGCUAAACUGGUUAUGCAUCAACUGACCUGUAACGGUGUGCUUGAAGGCAUCCGUAUUUGCCGUAAAGGAUUCCCCAACCGGAUGAUGUAUCCUGAUUUCAAGCAGCGAUAUCUUAUUCUAGCUCCCGCAGCCAUGCAAGCAGAGGCAGAGCCAAAGAAGGCUGCUGAAAAGUGUUUCGAAGCCAUUCAACUGGAUCCUGACUCAUAUCGUAUUGGCCACACUAAGGUAUUCUUCCGCGCUGGUGUCCUGGGUCAAAUGGAAGAUUUCCGAGAUCAGCGUCUAUCAAAGAUCAUGUCAUGGAUGCAGUCGUGGUGUCGAGGCUACUUGUCUCGUGUAGAGUUCAAAAAGAUGCAAUCACAACGUGUCGCUCUGGAAGUUGUUCAACGUAACUUGCGCAAAUACCUGAAACUUCGUACCUGGGGAUGGUGGAAGCUGUGGCAGAAAGUAAAACCUCUGCUGAACGUUUCUCGCGUUGAGGAUCAAAUUGCUAAACUUGAGGAAAAGGCACAGAAAGCUACUGAAGCAUUCGAGAAGGAGGAGAAACUCCGCAAGGAACUUGAAGCAAUGAACAGCAAACUGUUAGCAGAAAAGACUGCCCUGUUGGAUUCCCUAUCGGGAGAAAAGGGAGCUCUCCAGGAGUAUCAAGAAAAAGCUGCAAAAUUGACCGCUCAAAAGAAUGAUCUUGAGAACCAACUCCGUGAUACUCAAGAACGCUUGGCACAAGAAGAAGAUGCCCGCAACCAGCUGUUCCAGACAAAGAAAAAGUUAGAGCAGGAAAUUUCCGGACAGAAGAAGGAUGCUGAAGAUCUCGAGCUUCAGAUUCAAAAAAUCGAACAGGACAAAGCCUCCAAGGAUCAUCAAAUUCGUAAUCUGAACGACGAAAUCGCUCAUCAAGAUGAACUUAUCAAUAAAUUGAAUAAGGAAAAGAAAAUGCAGGGCGAAGUGAAUCAGAAGACUGCAGAAGAAUUGCAAGCUGCAGAAGAUAAAGUAAACCACUUGAACAAAGUAAAAGCCAAGCUCGAACAGACUCUUGAUGAGUUGGAAGAUUCUUUGGAACGCGAGAAGAAGCUGCGCGGCGAUGUCGAUAAAGCGAAGCGCAAGGUUGAAGGAGACCUUAAGUUGACUCAAGAAGCAGUGAAUGAUCUCGAACGCAGCAAAAAAGAAAUGGACCAAACGAUUAUGCGUAAAGACAAAGAGAUCUCAGCGUUGUCCGCCAAACUGGAAGACGAACAAAAUUUGGUGGGAAAACUACAAAAGCAAAUCAAGGAACUGCAAGGUCGCAUUGAAGAGCUGGAGGAAGAGGUUGAAGCUGAACGUCAAGCGCGUGCAAAGGCCGAAAAGCAACGUGCUGAUUUGGCUCGAGAACUUGAAGAACUGGGCGAGCGUCUGGAGGAAGCUGGCGGAGCAACCUCUGCGCAGAUUGAACUGAACAAAAAACGUGAAGCUGAACUGGCGAAACUACGUCGUGACUUGGAGGAAGCCAAUAUACAGCACGAAGGUACCUUGGCCAAUCUGCGUAAGAAGCAUAAUGAUGCUGUUGCGGAGAUGGCUGAGCAAGUGGAUCAGCUCAAUAAGCUUAAGACAAAGGCUGAACACGAUCGUGCCAACAUGUAUAAUGAGCUCAACAAUACUCGUUCUGCAUGCGAUCAGCUAUCACGUGAAAAGGCUGCCCAAGAGAAGAUUGCCAAGCAACUGCAGCAUACCUUAAAUGAAGUACAAGGCAAGCUGGAUGAAACCAACCGUACCUUGAACGACUUUGAUGCCGCUAAGAAGAAACUUUCAAUUGAAAACUCCGAUUUGCUCCGCCAACUGGAAGAUGCCGAAUCUCAAGUGUCUCAACUCAGUAAGAUCAAGAUUUCCCUUACCCAACAACUUGAAGAUACGAAACGAUUGGCCGAUGAGGAAGCCCGAGAACGGGCCACUUUGCUAGGUAAGUUCCGCAACUUAGAACACGAUCUGGACAAUCUCCGAGAACAGGUAGAGGAAGAAGCGGAAGGCAAGGGAGACAUUCAGCGCCAGCUAAGCAAAUCCAAUGCAGAAGCACAGUUAUGGCGCAGCAAGUAUGAAUCUGAAGGAGUGGCUCGUGCAGAAGAAUUGGAGGAAGCUAAGAGGAAACUUCAGGCUCGCCUUUCUGAAGCCGAAGAAACCAUUGAAUCUCUGAAUCAGAAAUGUAUUGCUCUAGAGAAGACUAAGCAGCGCCUAUCUACUGAGGUGGAAGAUCUGCAGCUUGAAGUCGACAGGGCUUCAUCGAUAGCGAAUGCAGCAGAAAAGAAACAAAAAGCAUUUGAUAAAAUUAUUGGAGAAUGGAAACUCAAGGUUGACGACUUGGCUGCUGAGUUGGAUGCAUCUCAGAAAGAAUGCCGCAACUAUUCGACUGAGCUGUUCCGACUUAAAGGUGCUUACGAAGAAGGUCAAGAACAACUUGAAGCUGUUCGCCGAGAAAACAAAAACUUGGCUGACGAAGUCAAGGAUCUCCUCGACCAAAUUGGUGAAGGUGGUAGAAAUAUUCAUGAGAUCGAGAAGUCUCGUAAGCGGUUAGAGGCAGAGAAAGAUGAACUGCAGGCCGCUCUAGAGGAAGCAGAAGCUGCCUUAGAACAGGAAGAAAAUAAGGUCCUACGAGCACAGCUGGAGCUUUCUCAGGUGAGACAAGAAAUCGACAGGCGUAUUCAAGAAAAGGAGGAAGAAUUCGAAAAUACCCGUAAGAAUCACCAGCGAGCACUUGAUUCCAUGCAAGCAUCUCUGGAAGCCGAAGCAAAGGGCAAAGCUGAGGCCUUACGUAUGAAGAAGAAGCUGGAAGCUGACAUCAAUGAACUUGAAAUUGCACUGGAUCAUGCAAAUAAGGCAAAUGCAGAAGCUCAAAAGAAUAUCAAACGCUAUCAACAACAACUCAAGGAUAUUCAAGGCGCCCUCGAAGAGGAACAGAGGGCACGCGAUGAUGCUCGAGAACAACUUGGCAUCUCUGAGCGUCGUGCGAAUGCUCUGCAAAAUGAACUAGAGGAAUCAAGAACAUUACUCGAACAAGCCGAUCGUGGCCGUCGUCAAGCAGAACAAGAACUUAGCGAUGCCCAUGAACAGCUAAACGAAGUAUCGGCACAAAAUGCAUCUAUUGCAGCAGCAAAGAGGAAACUUGAGUCUGAGCUGCAAACGUUACACUCCGAUCUCGAUGAGUUACUGAAUGAGGCUAAGAAUUCCGAAGAGAAAGCCAAAAAAGCUAUGGUUGAUGCUGCCCGUCUAGCCGAUGAACUUAGAGCAGAACAAGACCAUGCACAAACGCAGGAAAAACUACGGAAAGCUCUUGAGCAACAGAUCAAAGAGCUCCAGGUGCGUUUAGACGAAGCAGAAACCAAUGCUUUGAAGGGAGGUAAGAAGGCAAUCCAGAAACUGGAACAGAGAGCACGUGAAUUAGAGUCUGAACUGGAUAACGAACAAAGGAGGCAUGCCGAUGCGCAGAAGAACCUCCGCAAAUCAGAACGUCGCAUUAAGGAGCUAACCUUCCAGUCGGAAGAGGACCGUAAGAACCACGAACGAAUGCAGGAUCUUGUUGAUAAGCUACAGCAGAAGAUCAAGACCUACAAGAGGCAGAUCGAGGAAGCCGAAGAAAUUGCCGCAUUGAAUCUUGCUAAAUUCCGCAAGGCGCAACAAGAACUGGAGGAAGCAGAGGAACGAGCUGACAUUGCCGAACAAGCAGCGACGAAAUUCCGCUCAAAGGGAGGUCGUUCUGGGUCGGCACAACGAGGUGCUAGUCCAGCAGUAAGUACAAUGUAAGUGUGGACAGCGCGUCAAUUCUAUUGUAAAUUGCAUAGAUCAUAGUCGGAUGUAAGCGAGAAGUAGCAGUAUUAAUGCAAAAUAAAUUGUAUGGCACAAAAUUUCCAAUCCUUUACGAGUUUUUUAUGACGCCAGGAAGAUCCGUUACGCGAUGAAAUAAGUGAUUGUUAAAAAAUGUAUAAAAAUAAAUGCAAAAACAUUUAUAAUUUAUUUUAUAAAUAAUAAAUGCGAACAUAAAGGGGACGUGCAAACAGAACAAACGCAAUAAACAUGAUUUUAUAUCAUUUUCGAAGUAAA
Aedes albopictus (Asian tiger mosquito) is the source of this 6328-nucleotide messenger RNA. Its product is annotated as myosin heavy chain, muscle-like. Bases 206 to 6031 code for a protein of 1941 amino acids. NCBI's taxonomy places the organism in Eukaryota, Metazoa, Arthropoda, Insecta, Diptera, Culicidae. Gene Ontology annotation, molecular function: ATP binding; microfilament motor activity; actin filament binding. The record is from RefSeq and is a predicted model, not a curated record. Gene Ontology annotation, biological process: sarcomere organization; muscle contraction. The transcript is spliced from 15 exons. Gene Ontology annotation, cellular component: myosin filament; cytoplasm; myosin II complex.